AUGGCCCCCAUCGAACGCAUCACUCUUUUCAACGUCCCCAAGGCGGAAGACCGUGCCCGCAUCUUGGAGCAGUACAAGGUUCUUGCGAAAACCGCUGUGAAGGAUGGGAAACCGUAUAUUCUCGGCGCGGCGGCUGGCGAGUCGUUCCCGGAUCCUCGUAACAAGGGAUUCAAUAUCUCUGUGAAGACGACCUUUGCCUCGAUGGAGGACAUGGAGUACUAUGAUAAUGAGUGUGAGGCGCACAAGGCGCUGAAGGCUGUGGCGGGGCCAGCGAAGGAAGAUGUUCUUACGACUUAUUUCGAGAGUGUUCUGUGA
This is a messenger RNA of Aspergillus udagawae, 315 nucleotides long. Its product is annotated as Dabb family protein. The coding region runs from base 1 to 315 and encodes 104 amino acids. The transcript is spliced from 2 exons. The record is from RefSeq and is a predicted model, not a curated record. Lineage: Eukaryota; Fungi; Ascomycota; Eurotiomycetes; Eurotiales; Aspergillaceae.